This is a messenger RNA of Lichtheimia ornata, 2793 nucleotides long. RefSeq lists its product as uncharacterized. The record is from RefSeq and is a predicted model, not a curated record. Lineage: Eukaryota; Fungi; Mucoromycota; Mucoromycetes; Mucorales; Lichtheimiaceae. The transcript has 11 exons. Bases 1 to 2793 code for a protein of 930 amino acids. Gene Ontology annotation, biological process: GPI anchor biosynthetic process. Gene Ontology annotation, cellular component: endoplasmic reticulum membrane.
AUGUACCUACCUGGAUUCAACAAUGCCUCUCAUACCCCAUCCUGGCCAAACCAAAGUCGCGAUCCGCUCAUCAUUGAACCAGAAUUCGAUCGGUUGGUAUUCAUGGUGGUCGAUGCACUUCGAAACGACUUUAUUCUCGGCGAAGACUCAGGAUUUGACUUUGUCAAGAGCCGUAUCGUAGAUGGUGGUGCGUUAGCUUUUACAGCCAAAGCAACAGCUCCAACUGUGACAAUGCCGCGUAUCAAAGCUCUCACCACAGGAACCAUACCAAGCUUCUUGGAUGCUAUUCUCAAUAUUGCCGAGUCGGAUACCAGCUCAUCUUUGCAGCAUCAUGAUAAUUGGGUGCAUCAGCUCAAGGCGUCAGGGAACAGGACGAUACACUUUUUUGGAGAUGAUACAUGGAUCAGACUAUUUCCAGGCACCUUCACCAAACAUGAUGGCACGACCUCGUUUUAUGUGUCAGAUACAGUCGAGGUCGAUUUGAAUGUGACACGCCAUAUCAAACCUGUUCUCUCUGAGGAAGAUUGGGAUGCAGUCAUUUUUCAUUAUCUUGGAUUGGAUCAUGUGGGCCAUUUGGGUGGACCAUAUAGCCCGUUGAUGCUUCCAAAACAGAAGGAGAUGGAUAAGGUGGUGGAGGAUAUCUAUGAGAUUGUGUCACGACAAGAUGCACAUCGUAUAUCGCAAAAUCCUGAUGCAAAAGGUACGCUCAUUGUUCUUUGCGGCGAUCAUGGAAUGAACGAGGAUGGCAACCAUGGUGGUUCUUCUAUUGGUGAAACAUCAGCAGCACUUGUCCUUUUAAGCCCACGCUUUGAAUCGCGCCCUACAAUCAAGCACAAACAAUCAUUCAAUAUCAACAAAGACGAACACAAUGGACCAUUUGGAUUUCCUGUUAUUGAUCAGGUGGACUUGGUGCCGACACUCUCUUGUCUUUUUGGUAUCCCGAUACCCCGCAACAGCCUUGGGAAGGUUAUUCCAUCACUUUUCCUCAAGCAAUCUGAUCCAUCACUAUUGCUCCGAGCACUCCAACUCAACACAUAUCAGCUGGGAAAUCUGAUUGCUACCACAGACGUUUUUAUUAUCCCUCAUCUCCACGGCACAGAAGACCCAACUUUGCUGCCUCAUGCAGAUGGAAAGUUUUACAGCAGAGGAGUCAAUUACCACAAGCAGUUCAUGGAAACAGCAAACAUGGAAUCUGCACAAUUAUCCAUGGAUGCCUAUUUAAAGUUCAUUGAAUUCGCUCAAAUGAGACUUACCAGCACUGCAAGUGAUUACAAUGAACUUGACAUGCUAGCCGGUGUAUUACUUAUUCUUGUCAGUGCCUGGAGGCUUCAAAAAUGGGCUAUGCAACGAUGGGAAAAGACCCGGACUCACGCACAUCGUAUGCCGUUCAGCAAAGCAUUUGCAGUAUUCGUGAUUGCAGCAUACAUGGUCAGCAUGUUUGCCAGCAGCUUCAUCGAGGAAGAGCAUAUGACUUGGUAUUAUUGCACAGCCACAAUGUUCUUAUUACUUGCAAUUGAAAGCUCUUGGUUAUUGUCAAUGGAGAAGCCAUUCACCAAACGAUUACAACUUGGGACCCUUUGUAUUCUGCAAAUGGCUUUGAUACGAAUUGGAAUGGCUUGGGGCGAUCGCAGCGUGCAAACAACAUUAUUGAAGACGUUGAGUAGUGGUGAUCAUAUCCGGUGGCACUUGUUGGCCCUUUCAUUGUCGAUCUUUUUCGUGCUCGGUGUUACGAGAAUAUGGAAAAUCAACAUUGCAAACAAUCAAGGGAUCAUGUCCGUUUCUUCGAGUGCCGGCUAUAUCCAAUUGCUGUGCAAGCUAGGAUUCAUUUUGACGUUCGGCUUAUAUGCAUUGAUGGUCAUGAUUUACAAGAUGCGUACGGACAUUUCAGACAAUGACGAUAUACCCGAUGUCUAUAAGGAGUGGAUUUUGAUAUCACCAAACUUUGAGUUUGCAGCACAGCUGGAUAUGGUUAGCCUGGGUCGACUGGUGUACAAUUAUGCAGCAACAAGUGUACUCGUUUUGACAGCACUCGUAUACGUGACCGAGCGUGCUAAUGUGCUUCAAUUAACAGGGGAAGACGCAAAUGAAGAUGAUGAUGAGCCGCUUCGCCACUCACUACAAACACGGCAUUAUCUGGAUGCAUUGCUGUACGCCGUCACACCUGUGUUGAUCCUUUUCACGCGUACACAAAAUGCUGUUUUGUUUGUAUUGUACGCAUCCCAAUUCCAUGUAUGGCGACGAUGGCAAUAUGCAGUGCUCUUCUCAGAUGAUGAUGAUCCAAAACCUAAACGACACAUCCCAGGUUGGCUGUUGGCUGUUUUAAUCACUUGCAUGACACACUUGACAUUUUUCAUGACUGGUCAUUCCAAUUCGCUCGCUGCUGUGGAUCUUAGCAAUGCAUACAUUGGUGUGGAUGGAUACGAUACGAUGAUCAUCGGUGCGUUGACCUUCUGCUCCAAUUGGUCAGCAAGUCUUUGGUGGGCCAUUGCAGGAUGGAGUCUAGUGAUAGACAAUGGUGUGGCUACCCAACCAAAUCAUGAGGAGGAAGAUCGAUCGGCUUUGGAAGAUCGGUGGUACGACUACAUCAUCACACAAUCUGCAUUGUUCGCAAUCUUCAUCAUGGUGCUUUCGUUCUCGGUGAGGUCCCUUCGUUAUCAUUUAUUUGUAUGGACUGUGUUCUCGCCCAAAUACUUGUAUCAGGUGGCAUGGACUUGUUUAUUCCAUUGGAUGGCCCAAGUCGUGCUGGGUACAGUGGUGGUGAAAAUAUAUACCCGCGGUAAACAAUCCUCGUAG